UUCACCGUCAACGGGUUCGCUCCUCGCUCCGCUCUUGAAUCUGGGAUACAUUUCCAGUCACGACCCCGAGAACCUGUUCUCCCGCCUAGUGGAUUUUUCGUUUUUAUUUUUCGGGCAGCAGGUUCUUCGUGACAGUCCCAUCUUCAGCUAGAAGAGAAAACCACCACAAGCACACAAAUAUGGAUGAGCAGGAACGGAAUCUACAGAAUGGCAAGCAGCCGAGGAUAGUUUCUGGCUUGGAUCGGCCACUGAAGACACCACCGCCUGGGGAACAAUUCCGUGCAGUGCGGCGUCAAGUGGUGGCUGUUAUCCUGGCCAACGUGGGUGUCUUUUCCACAGGCAUGACCCUGGCCCUGCCCACUGCCACUUUGCAUCAACUGAAGAACCCCAAGGAGAGUGUCUACUUAAGUACAUCCCAGGCUUCCUGGUUUGCCUCAGUCAAUGCUCUGGCAGCCCCACUGGGUGGCCUCUUGUCCGGCUUUCUAUUGGAUAAAAUAGGACGUAAGCGUUCCUUGAUUGUGCUCAAUGUCCUUACCAUUCUCGCCUGGAUUCUGCUUGCCACACCCAGUGGAACCGACCAGGGAGCAUUCUUCUGGCAGCUCAUCGUCUCACGAACUAUACUGGGCAUUGGCAUGGGUCUGGCUAGUGCUCCGCCAGGAGUUUAUGCUGCUGAGAUUAGUGUGCCAAGGACGAGGGGCAGUCUCAUCCUGGGCACCUCCAUCUCAGUGGCUGGCGGUAUAACGAUACUGUAUGGAAUCGGUUACUAUAUCCGCGACGAUUUCCGGCUGAUCGCUCUCAUCUGCUGUGGCUACCAGCUGGUGUCCCUGCUCUGUGUUUUGCCACUCACGGAAAGCCACUGCUGGCUGCUCUCCAAGAAGCGAGUGACGGAGGCCAAGCGGUCUCUUAAUUACUUUCGAGGCUUCAGCAAGUCGGAUGAAAUCACACAUCCCCUGGUGCUGGAGGAGUUCCAGGUCCUGCAGAAAUCUCUGCAGCAGCGUGACGCUGAGGUGAAGGUGUCCUUCUGGGCAAGCCUCAAGGAACCGGAGGUCCACAAGCCACUGCUCAUCCUGAUGUCACUCUUCGCCUUCCAGCAGCUGACGGGCAUCUUUGUGGUCAUUGUAUACGCAGCAGAGAUCUCUCUGGAUGCUGGCAUCGAGAUCGAUCCGUUUAUGUGCGCCCUGCUUAUUGGGCUGGCCCGCCUGGUGACCACUUGUCCCAUGGGGUAUAUCUUGGAGCUCUGGGGUCGCCGGCGUGCGGGUAUCAUCUCCACAUUGGGCAUGGCUAUCUGCAUGCUUAUGCUGGCCGGACACAGCAAGAUUGACUUCCUCCGGAACAUUCCCUAUCUGCCAGUGGUGGCCAUUGUGGGUUUCAUUGUACUGAGCACUCUUGGUCUUUAUACACUGCCCUUCUUCAUGAUCUCAGAGCUGUUUCCGCAGCGGGUGAGAGGUCCUGCAUCAGGACUCACAGUGGCCGUGGGCAUGUUCAUCUCUUUCGUGUGCCUGAAAACCUUUCCCGACCUCAAGGAGGCCAUGGGCAUGCGCAACUGCUUCGUCUUCUUCGGAGUCAUGGCUAUCCUGGCCCUGAUCUUUGUGUACUGGGCUCUGCCGGAGACACGUCGUCGAACUCUCCUGGAGAUUGAAGAGCAAUUCCGCUCUGGGAGAAGCAGCAAAUCUCGCUCCCAGGCUGAUGUCGAGAUGAAGGAGGUCUUUGUCCGUCGACCAGAGGAGUAAUGUCUUAAGUUCAGGAGAAUAUUAUGGUUAAGGGAUCCCGAUGAGUGCUUAGUACUGUGAUAGAGAAUAACAACAACAAAGGCCACUUACAAAAUAAAACCCCACAUUGGAAAAUUGAAUAAACAAGUUUCGGUGCACUUACUAGCUUUUAUAAAUAUUUUAAAUAGUUAUAAAAUAAGCUACAAACU
Molecule: messenger RNA, 1918 nt
Organism: Drosophila serrata
Lineage: Eukaryota; Metazoa; Arthropoda; Insecta; Diptera; Drosophilidae
Product: facilitated trehalose transporter Tret1
Biological process (GO): transmembrane transport; carbohydrate transport
Cellular component (GO): membrane
Molecular function (GO): sugar transmembrane transporter activity
Source: RefSeq, a predicted model, not a curated record